AUGUUAACACAUAACUUAAACAAAGGACUCUAAGUCAUCGAGAAGCACUUAGAAGCAAGCAACUAAGAAGAGUAAAAAUAGCAACUAAUUGGAGAUAAUGGAAUGUGGUACAGCUACCUAAUUGAUCAUCAACCUGAUCUUAAAGUAUAAAAUCAUUUACCUUAAUCUUGGCUAAUACUAUACUACCUAUAGAUUAAAUUUGAUUAUGGAAACAAAUAAGGAAGCAGAUAUCCUUACAGCAAUGAGUGGAUGCCUCACUUUAAAAAUUGGGCAAUUCAAGCAAUUGGUAUUGACAUUAAUAUCAAAACUGAAAAGUAGCAAGAUAUGGAAAUUGAUGACCCAAUAUUAAACCAUGAAUUUCUUUAAGAGUUAGGUACAUAAAACUUUUCUAGAAGAUCAUUUUUAAAAUGGGAAAGAAUAAUGCAUUCUCACGGAGAAUCUUUAAAGGAAGCUUAUGCUCUUAGAAGUGGUAAAUUUGAAAGAGUUGUAGACAUGAAACUAGUAAAAUUAGCUAAUAGCCAUAAUAUUGUUCUUGUCCCAUACGGGGGAGGUACUAAUGUAACAAAUUCCUUGGAAAUGUCGAAAACUGAAAAGAGAAUGAUAGUCUCUGUUGAUAUGACGAGAAUGAAUAAAAUUAAAUGGAUCGACAGAGUAAAUAUGAGUGCUUGCAUUGAAGCUGGAAUAUAUGGAGCUGAUUUAGAAAAUGAAUUGAAAAAAUAGGGCUAUAUGGUUGGACACGAACCAGAUUCAUUAGAGUUUUCAACACUAGGCGGUUGGAUAUCAACAAGAGCAAGUGGAAUGAAAAAAAAUAUGUAUGGAAACAUUGAAGACAUAGUUUCAAAUAUUAAGUUUGUAACUUCAAAGGGAACUUAUACGAAAACAAAUAAUUGGCCAAGAAUCUCAAACGGUCCUGACCUUAAUCAUAUUGUUUUGGGACAUGAAGGAAACUUUGGUAUUGUUACUGAAGCAGUUUUGAGAAUUAGGACAUUACCAUAAGUAAAGAAAUUUGGCUCAAUCAUAUUUCCUGACUUUGAACUUGGAAUAAAAUUUAUGGAUCAGGUUGCAAGGACUAGACUAUGGCCUGCUUCAAUUAGACUAGUCGAUAAUCUACAGUUCUAGUUUAGUUAAGCUCUAAAAACAUCAAGUAGUAGUAUCACCUAAGACUUUACAGAUUCAUUGAAAAAAUUCUAUGUACUGUAAGUAAAAGGAUUUGAUCAGAAUAAAAUGAGUGCGUGUACUAUUGCCUAUGAAGGUGGUCGGGAAGAAGUAGAAGCUUAAGAACAGAAUAUUGCAAGAAUAGCCAGAAAAUUCAAUGGAAUGCUUACAGGAGAAGAAAAUGGCUUAAGAGGGUAUUCUCUUACAUUUAUGAUUGCAUACUUAAGAGAUUUUGGUUGCUCCUAUAAUUUUGUAGCUGAAUCAAUUGAAACAUCUUGUCCUUGGAGCCAAGUAAAUAUUUUGUGCAAAUCAAUCAAAGAAACUCUGAUUAAAUCUAGUUAAAGUAGAGGGAUCCCAGUUAAUAAAAUAUUUGCAUCAUUCAGAGUUACCUAACUUUAUGAGACUGGUGCAGCAGUUUACAUUUAUUUUGGAUUUAGUUAUGGUGAUAUGCAAAUAAAAAAUGUAGUCUAAAUGUAUGAAGAAAUUGAAAAUGAAGCUAGAGAUGAAAUUUUGAGAAAUGGAGGGAGUAUAUCUCACCAUCAUGGUGUUGGUAAGAUUAGAAAGAGAUUUUCAGAAAAGACAAUGCCUCCAAUGGCUAUUGAUAUUAUGAGAAAUUUUAAGGAUAUAAUUGACCCAAAGAAUGUUUUUGCAGUUAAUAACACAAUAUAUUAGAAUGAAGAAGAACGGUAAAAUGAUUUGACCCAUAAACUUUGA
Molecule: messenger RNA, 1869 nt
Organism: Stylonychia lemnae
Lineage: Eukaryota; Ciliophora; Spirotrichea; Sporadotrichida; Oxytrichidae
Source: the annotation of a GenBank genome assembly